AGAAAGCAACACUGUUCAUUCCUUCACAGGGGACUUGGAAAAUUGCAGGAAAUCGAACACAAACGUUUAGAAAAUGAAUGCCGAAUUGGAGGCUUUGAGUCUAGACGUCGUGAAUCGAUCAGUAACAUGGCGUCAGCUGCUAUUAAAAUUCAAGCCAUUUUCAGAGGAAGGAAAGCUAGAAAAUCUUUUAACAUCAGGCUGCCUAGUGAGCGUAAAAAAUUAAAGGGAUCAAAAAAGAAGAAAAAAUCACACAAAUUCUCGCCAGUUCAGGAGUCGGCGGCUAUUAGAAUUCAGAGUAUUUUCAGAGGCUAUCUAAUUAGGAAGAAAUUAAACAAGAGUCAUUAUAACAGUAAUGGUUGCGGAGCUGGGAAUCUCUCGGUUCUUGCCUCCAGUCGCGACACCAUGAAUGCUGAGAACCAGAAGUGGUUCGGGCCGGAGAUGGCUGCUGCUUUGGUCAUUCAGAAGGUUUACAGAGCUUACUUAGUUCGUAAAAAUCGUGGCCUGGGCCAUCGAAAUAAAACAACCGGGAAUGGAAACCCCCCAUUACAACCCGAAAAAAUAGAUGACAUUUCUGAAGAGAACGAAUCGAAAAAUAAUGCACGCGAGGGAUUUCUUAAGGAGCAUAAACAGUUCCUAGCUUCUCUGCCGGGAAAAGACGUCGAGUCAACACAACAUGUUGACUCCGUUGAAGUUCACGGAUCCGUUAACUGUUCUGGCUGCUUUUGCGUCAGAAAAUUUAGUUUAGUUAGCGCAUUGCCUGAUCCGAUAACAGAGAGUGUAACUUCCACUAAAAAAUCUGAGGAUGAGAAGGAGCUUGAGAAGGCUGCCCUCGCUAUUCAGUGUCUUUUUAGAGGGCAUAAAGUUCGAAAGCAUUUUAAAAGGAAAAUUAAACUGGAGGACCCUGAGCAUGGGAACGACGUAUCAUUUCUUAGGAAGGAACUCGAAAAAAGUUAUCCCGCUGAUCACAACCCGAAAAAGCACGAAAGGGAAAUGAGAGCAGCUAUUAUUAUUCAGAAAUUUUAUCGGGAGCAUCGAAAAGAACGAACAAAGUUCAAAGCUAUUGAGGAGGCGGGACUGGAAUAUGCGAAAAAUCCUACCGCUAUUUUAGCAAUUGUAAAAAUACAAAGAAUUUUCCGAUUACAUUAUAGUCGAAUAAAAAAUAUGGAUAAAGCUAAAAAACUUUCUGAGAUAAUGCAGCGUAACGGUGGAAUGUGUGAUAUAGACGGGCACAGUAUUGCUCCUUAUGACGAACUUGAAGAAAAAAAUAAUAUAAAGGCGACUAUUUCGCGAGCAUCCAUCGCAGCGUUGACAGAGGCUGCUCGCGUCAUCCAAAAAAGCUACAGAAAAUAUCGCGGCCAGAAAACAACAAAGAAAAAAUCUUCGUCUACUUCUGGAAAAAUAGACGAGGGUGCCAUGAUAAGGCACGACGAUAUCAGCGCCGCUGCGACGAGGAUACAAGCCUGGUUUAGGGGACACUUGGUCAGGAAACGAGUGAAGCGAGAAUAUUUUCGGCCGGAUCUUCUGAAGGCCGUAGUCAGGAUUCAAGCAAAUUUUCGAGGAUAUAGAGUGAGAAAAUAUGAUAUCGAGAAGAAAAUUAUUACUCUAAUUCAGAAAUUAGAUGAAAAUAACGAGGAUGUCACACCGACUGAAAACGGGAAUAAAAAUUGCAACGAUCAAGCUAUCGUGAUUGGGAAAGACGAUAAAAGCGAAAAUGGUCUUGUUGUUGAAGUUGGCAAUGCAAAUGAAUAUGACCGGAAACAACUUGCAUGUAAUGAGGAAAUCGAAAGAAAUCAUGAGUAUCCAGCCACAGCGAAGAAGGAAGUGUAUGGAUGUGACGAGGACCACGCCACAGAGAAUGGGAAAUGGGAUGGAAAUGUAGACGAUUCAGUCACUGUGAAUGUGAACGUGAACAGUUAUACCACGAGCAUCCAGGUAGCGGCAGAGGGGCCAUCAAAUGAAGGAAGCUUCCAUCAUUUAAUGGCUGGAGGAAAGCUUGAAGCUGCAACCGAAGCACGAGCAGCUCAGGUGCUGCAGGCUUGCUUUAGAGGUUAUAAAGCACGACUAAACCUGCGUGGCAGAAGGCCAUGUCUCAAGGAAAAUACGCUAGACAAACUCAACGUCACUUCUGGAGUUGGCGAAGACGUGGUAAAGGCGGUAGUGCUCAUACAGAGAGCCUACCGCGCGUAUGUGGCAAGUAAACACAAGUCGACCGCUGGCACAAUUGAAAAGGGUUAUUCUGUGAAGAGUAGGACAUCAGGAGCUGCAAUGAAGAUAGUGAAGCCUAAGGUGACAUCGGAAGCUGAGGAUAUAGUGAAGGCUGUUGUGAAAAUUCAGAAGGCGUUUCGUAAGCACCUGAUAACUAAGCUCAAAGGAUGGCUUGUGAGGAAAAAACUAGGGAAGCGACAGAUAGCAAAAUUUUGUCCGUACGAUGAACGUUCGUUAAAAGCUGUUGUACUAAUACAAGCGCACGUACGUGGAUACUUGAGCAGGAAGGUAACUACACGUAAAACAAAAUAUUUGUUAUCAGAACGCAAAAGAGUUAUUCAAGCAGCUACUAUUAUUCAGUCGUACUAUCGAGGAUUUAUAGUACGAAAAGGAUUAUUUCUGCUGAAUAAGACUAUGCUUUCAAAUACUGAAGUUUACUCGGAACAUGGUUCUUUAGCAAACGCAGCGCUAAAAAUACAAUCAGCUUUCCGAGGGUUUAGAGCAAGGAAAAAAAUUAAACUUAAUUCAGGAAAGAAACAUAAGAAAGAGAAUAUCCAGUCAGUAGACGAAGCCCGUUUGGAAGCCGUGAUUAAAAUUCAAAAAUUUUUCCGCGGGUUUUUAGCGCGACGGAAAUUGAUGACUGAAAAACGUAGGAAGUCGAAUGGACACGACAUUCAAUCCGAAGACAUUCAGAUGAUGAAUGCAGCAAUCAAAAUUCAGUCAAUUUUUCGAGGAUAUAAAGUACGAAAAGCACUAUUGACAAAACUUGAAUCCAAUUCAAAAGACGUUAAAGAUACUAACUGUGAAAUUAAAUUUUCAGAAGCCAAAAAUUACGAAAAAUUGAGUGGCUCAGGUGAUCAUACAGAUAAAGAUGAUGCUUCGCUACAAGAAUAUUCAGAUUUCCGACACCACUCUAACCGCACGGUGCUCCCGCUUCACCUGUGUUUACCUAGCAGUUCUCAGAAGGCACACCAGACGUUCUCCUGCUCAGCAGCUGUGGUCACGGUGGUGCUACACUCCCGGAAGCUACACUCCUUGAAGCUCCGGAGACGUAAGAGCUCCCUCAGCAACAAGCACACCGUGUCCUUCUACAACCUUCACCUACAGAAUACUCCUCUCAUCGCGCUCUCGGUUGAUAUCCUGCAGCUGAUGUUACGUUGA
Molecule: messenger RNA, 3366 nt
Organism: Hyalella azteca
Lineage: Eukaryota; Metazoa; Arthropoda; Malacostraca; Amphipoda; Hyalellidae
Product: abnormal spindle-like microcephaly-associated protein homolog
Exons: 5
Coding region: 127-3366 (1079 amino acids)
Biological process (GO): spindle organization; mitotic cell cycle; establishment of meiotic spindle localization
Cellular component (GO): spindle pole
Molecular function (GO): protein binding
Source: RefSeq, a predicted model, not a curated record